AUGGCCUCCCCACCAAGAAGCUCCUUGGCUCCUUCCGAAGCCUCGAACGAUCUCAGAAGUCAUGUCAUUCAGAACAGUGACAAUGAUCACCACAAACAAUUCUCGAUGCCAUCUUCUCACUACAAUAUACCUCCUGCUAUUCCCGUCCUCAAUUUUAGUGUUACAUCCGACGGCCUGAACAACCACGUCGAGUUGUUGGGUCCUCAUCGCCCACCACAAGUGGACUUCGGUCCAACAUCUUAUCCACGCUCGGGGCCACGCCGGGGGUCAUUCCCAGACAUCCUACCACACGGUCACACUCCACCUCCACCCAUCAACAUAACCAUGCCCCCUGCUAAAGCUCGCAAGUCCGGGCUUUUCACAGGUUUCAGGGCCGGGCAGGAGGAUAUGGACACCGAUAGCGAUCUUGAAUUUCUAUAUUCCAUACCAUGUUCGAAUGCAGAUAAGGCGCAAACUCCCUCUCCUGUUACUAACACCGACAAAAUCGACAAAGACACAACCACUACCGUGGGCGAGGUUGUGGCACCCAGUAUUGCCAGUGAUGGAAAUCCACCCUCAACAAAAGUUGCUGAAAGUAGUGUCUCAGGAAGAAAUAAGCAAGAUGUUCCUUCCAACAGUCCAGUGGUCCCUGAUAAGGGGCUGACUGGAGACAAACCGGACAUCAAACGGGAGCCGAGCAACAUCCAGGCUCCGGGCGACGACCAGACUUCACCCCAAGUGGUACCCGCGAACGCCAUAGAUCAGCCUUCUAACUACUCUAUGCCUCCUAGCAAGAAAAGAAAGAGUGGUGCUUCCAGAACUUCAGAGUCCAAUCAGCGCGCGUCGACUUCGGCAUCAACGGCCACUCCGUCUCGAGAGAGCUCGGAAGAAUACAACCCUUCUGGGCACACUCGAUCCGGGAGGCAAAUACAGAAGCCUGUGUCCCUUAGCGAGGGUACUCCUGUCCAUGCGAGCCCAUCAAGGAAACCAUCACGCAACAAUUCUACCGCCAACACAAUGUCAAAUUCCCCUGCGUCCAUAAAAACUCACCCAAAGAUCAAACGCAGAGUCUACCGCGGACGUGAGCAGUUUGCGCUUUGUGAGCACUGUUUGCGUGGACACGGCCCUCCAGGAAAUGUGAUUGUCUUCUGUGAUGCAUGCAACAAGUGCUGGCAUCAGCGCUGCCAUGAACCCCAGAUCUCUUCACAAACGGUUAGUGACUCGAAAGCCGAGUGGUUCUGCUCGGAAUGUGACCGAAUUCUGCACGGCAAGAAGAAGGACAAGAAGGCAAAUGGGAAAGCUGGCGCCCAACUCGCCGUCGUGGCACCUCCUGUCGUUGAGCAGAAACCCACAUUUACAGGGCCACGGGUUGGAGGUCGUUUCCUCCGGCCCGAGCAGAAGGAAGCCUAUCUCAAAACUCUUUCCAGAGAUGAUCUUGUGUCGCUGGUUCUACAGGCCUCAGACCUGGCACCGGACCUACCUUUGUUCCAAAGAGCAGCACCGCCGCCGCCCCCGCCAGUGGUGAUGCCGCAGGCGCAGUUCACUUCUACCUAUGUAACACCGGUCACGAAGGUGCCUUCGUUUGGGGACAACGACGCGGGCGACGAUAACGAGCUAGAUGAAGGCUACGAUGGAUACUUUGACGAGCACGCCGCACUGUAUCCCAAGCCUGGAAAUGGAGUCCAAUUGCCUCCAGAGAGCGAGGAUUUGCAUGUGUUGCUGGAGGGCAAAGAGAGCAAAACCUUUAGUCAUUGGGUGCAAGGAAUGCCCGGGAAGCUGUUCAGCGGGUCGGGUAAUGUCUCUUCGACGGUAUACUGA
Fonsecaea erecta is the source of this 1797-nucleotide messenger RNA. RefSeq lists its product as hypothetical. Bases 1 to 1797 code for a protein of 598 amino acids. The record is from RefSeq and is a predicted model, not a curated record. The transcript has a single exon. NCBI's taxonomy places the organism in Eukaryota, Fungi, Ascomycota, Eurotiomycetes, Chaetothyriales, Herpotrichiellaceae.